Molecule: messenger RNA, 2605 nt
Organism: Amborella trichopoda
Lineage: Eukaryota; Viridiplantae; Streptophyta; Magnoliopsida; Amborellales; Amborellaceae
Source: RefSeq, a predicted model, not a curated record
CGCAGUUCUACAAUAUGCGGGUUUGGUGGCGUAUGCAGACGUUAUUUCUUGAUUUGGGCCCUUUUAAUUUCUCUCUUUCUAUCUCUUAAAAUUUGACGUGCUUUCUGCUUCCACUCUCUCUAGACGCUCGCCUCGACCUGCAUCUUUUUAGUGUUCAAAUCCAUUUGCAUCCUCUCUCUCUCAAAUGGCAAAUCUCGACUUGCUUCUGUUCAAACCCAAAACGUGCCUUUCUUCAAACACAUGGUGUGGCCUAAGAAGAAUAACUCUGACAGACUCCAACACCAGAACCCCAAAUCCUCUCUCUCGAAAUCAUCUUCUUUCUCUCAUUCCCUCCUCUCUCGACUCUCGGAGACAAUCCAAAGCUCCGUCUAUAACCUGCACAUACAAAACCCAACUUUGCAACUGUAGCCCAAUCCCAUUUCCUUCUCACUCCACAGGCCUCACCGUCUGUUUCUCCCUCCAAGCCCCCACAAAACCAUUACUGAAAAACUUGCAGAGAAAUCUUCAAGUUUCAGCUGGUCGAAGCAAGAAGAAACCUGGUGGUCCAUCAACUGGUCGUAUAGAGGGAAAUGCAGAGGUCCGAAGAGAAGCAAGAAAAGCAUCAAGAAGAAGAGCAAGGAGAACGGUUGAUAAACUCUUCUUUAGAAAGAAGAAUAGCUCUGGUAAAAACUCGGCUGAUGAUUUCACUGAGGAAGAGCUCGAGAUGAUAGGCUUGGGCUAUGAUAGGAUGGUUCGCUUCAUGGACAAAGAUGACCCCAAUUUGCGCCACCCUUAUGACUGGUACAAAUAUGGAGAAUUUGGGCCCUUUUCAUGGCGAGGCGUAGUGAUUGGAGAACCAAUUCGAGGUAGAUUCUCUGAUGAGAGAGUGAGCAUGUUUGGCUCUGUAAAAGACCAUGAAGAGUGGGAGAAGAUUGAACAGUUUGACAUGGCUACAGAAUAUUCGAGGCGCCUUGGCACCAUGAAUAAAGAAGUUGGGUUCAAAUAUUUUUGGGUUUUUGUUAGACAUCCAAGAUGGAAAUUGGAAGAGCUUCCAUGGAAACAAUGGACUCUGGUUUGUGAAGUGGUGGUUGAAUCAGGGGAGAAGAAGCUUGAUAAAUGGAAGCUUAUGGGGAGGUUUGGGAACACUGUUAGAGCCUUGAUCACGAAAUGCGCAGCUUGGAUGAGGCCCGAUAUAAUCUAUGUUAAGAGGCCUGUGUACCAGUGUAGAUUUGAGCCUCAAGAAGAUUUCUUUAAGUGUUUGUGGCCUCUUCUAGACCCUGAGUCUGAGAAGGAAUACUUAUUUGAGGCCAAAGUUGGAGAGGGAAAGACUGAGAUUUGUACUUAUUUUGGGGGCCUUUGCAAAAUAGUGAGAGCAAAUCCAAAGGCUUUUGUUGAUGAUGUUGUGAAAGCUUAUGAGAAGCUUACUGAUGAAAGGAAAUCAGAUUGUUGGGACUUCUUGCUUUCAAACCAUCCCGUGCCUCUUCUUCAUCCUUAUACACGCGAAUGGAAGGCCAAGCUCAAAGCCAUGGGAACCGGUUACUAUGAUGAAGAUCAGAUUUCUAGUGAUGAAGAUGAAGUGAGGGAAACCAGGAAUUGGGGUGAGUAUGAAGAAGAGGAUGAAGAAGAUGAAGAGGGAGAAACAAGGAAUUGGAGCGAUUAUGAUGAAGAGGACGACAAAGAUGAAGAGGGAGAGACAAGGAAUUGGGGUGACCAUGAAGAUGACAAGGAUGAAGACAAAGUGGUCGAAGGAGAUGUGGAAUUGGGGAUCAGAGAAGAAGAAGCUAGGACCGAGGAGAUCGAGAGGUAUUGGGAGGAAGAGUUUGAGAAGGCGGUGAGGAGCUCGGAAGCCAUGGAGAACCUCGUUAGGAGGAGUGUUGAGGCUUCUACUGAGCUUUACAAGAGGCAAUUGAGAGCUAGGAAUCAGAUGAAGAAGGAAACAGAGGAGCUUGGUCAAGAAGAAGAGAGGAUUAGACCCAAGCCUAGUAGAGAGGAGUGGGAGCAUAUAGGGUAUGAUACUAGGAGGAUAAGGAAGAGGAAGAUACCACCUGAGCUGUUUCUUAGAGCUGCAGUGAGGCCAUUUACUUACAGGAAUUUGUUGAAAGAGAUUGUUUUGAUGAGGCACGCCAUUGUAGAGCAGAGAAUGGAGGGCAAGAUUUGAUUAAUCAGAGCUUUCAGCUUGGGGAAACAGAUCUGGAACUUUGAGAUUUCAUGAGGCAUCUUUGUUUGCUUUGCUUAAGGGGCAAGUGAAAUUAUCAAAGCUUACAUCUUUGAUCCAGUGUCGGUUUAAGUUGGAAGAGUUGCAGAAAGGCAACCUACAAGAAAGAUUUGCAGAAUGACAAGAUUACUAGAAGUUAAAUCGUCCUGUUUCUAUGCCUUGACUUCAUUUGAUCGUUCAAACUAUUAACCUUUUAUAUCACAACUCACUGAGGUUUGAAAUCUCAGUUAUAAAAGAUUGAAGAGGUUUGCUGGGAAGCAUUGUGGAGAAAGUUUAUUGUGUUUUGCAUUACACAGAGCAUUAAACAUGCAUUAGAAUGAUGGGGAGGUUGGUGUUUGUAAGCAUAAUAUGGGUCAUUAACUUCUGUUAGUAAUUAAAAACUCGCUGGUCUGACUCGGGAAUUGCCCGUGA